This is a messenger RNA of Aricia agestis (brown argus), 1408 nucleotides long. Its product is annotated as homeobox protein aristaless-like. The transcript has 5 exons. Gene Ontology annotation, molecular function: DNA-binding transcription factor activity, RNA polymerase II-specific; RNA polymerase II transcription regulatory region sequence-specific DNA binding. Gene Ontology annotation, biological process: regulation of transcription by RNA polymerase II. NCBI's taxonomy places the organism in Eukaryota, Metazoa, Arthropoda, Insecta, Lepidoptera, Lycaenidae. The coding region runs from base 111 to 1079 and encodes 322 amino acids. The record is from RefSeq and is a predicted model, not a curated record.
ACACGGCGCGCGUCCCGCCAUUACACCGGUGUCGUUAAACUCUUUUAGUGAUAAUGUCGCUUGCGUCGGCGAGCUAACGAUGCGAUAUCGUGUCGGGACAGUGAGUUACGAUGGACCUGACCACCAGACGGAGUGAGGGGGAGAUGGUGAACGGACAGUGCCAGGAGACCAGCUCCAUGCCGGAGCCGAGGAAGACUUCCUUCACCAUCCGGAGUAUCGUCGGCGACUCCGACCAGCCCGCCGACGGACACUCCAACUCGAAUGAGGAGUUCGCGCAGGAAGCGUACCAGAAGUACAAUAUGGGGGUGGCGGAGCACGAGUCUCCAAGAACUACUCCAGAACUGGCAAACCAGUCACCAGCAUCAGAGAGACUGCCCCUGGGCUCGGCAGACAGUGAUGAUGCUGACGAGUUCGCGCCCAAGAGGAAGCAGAGGAGAUACCGGACUACUUUCACGAGCUUCCAACUGGAGGAGUUAGAGAAAGCCUUCUCCAGGACUCACUACCCGGAUGUGUUUACGAGAGAGGAGCUCGCUAUGAAGAUCGGACUGACGGAGGCACGAAUACAGGUUUGGUUCCAAAACCGACGAGCCAAGUGGCGGAAACAGGAGAAGGUGGGCCCACAGGGGCACCCGUACAACCCGUACCUAGGGGGCUCUGCGGCGCCCCCGCCCUCCGUCGUCGCCUCUAUGCCCAACCCCUUCUCGCAACUCGGCUUCGGCUUCCGGAAACCCUUUGAUGCGAACGCCCUAGCUUCUUUUAGAUACGGAUCGUCACCGCUCAACACUCAAUACCUCAGCGCGCCCAUGUCCCGGCCGCCCAUGUUCAGCGCCCCCAUGUACACCUCGUCGCCGCCCUUCCACUCCCUGCUGGCGGGGCUGGCGGCGCCCCCGCGGCAGUCGCCCGACGCCCCCUCCGUGUCGCCCCCCAUCUCGCCCGGCAGCGAGAGCCCGCCGGCUACAUCCGGCCCUGAGGUGGAGCGGCGAAGCUCCAGUAUAGCGGCAUUGAGAAUGGCUGCGAGAGAACACGAGCUCAGACUUGAGAUGCUGCGGCAGAGACACCACACGGACCUGAUCAGUUGAGCCGUGUAGGUGUCCUAGAUCGAAGGCACUUGUACUGAUAGUACAAAUGAUCAAGUACGGAGCUUAAUAAAGAUUUGAUUGUGGUGAAUCUAAUCGUUAAGCAAUUGAACCUAUGUGGAUAGAUAUGUGGAUGUCAAUAGUAGUUGUACAACUACAGCAAUAAGAAAGUUACUUAAAGUCGACAAGACUGUAAUAUUGUAUUAAAUUGUAAAUUAUAAUAUAAACUUUGUUUCGUAGGCUAGAGACAUUUGGUGAUGGACGACAUUAUAUUUAUUAUCAACGUUAAAAAAAAGAAAAGCACGUACUUUAUUUAGGAACUUUAAACAUAA